Molecule: messenger RNA, 651 nt
Organism: Sitodiplosis mosellana (orange wheat blossom midge)
Lineage: Eukaryota; Metazoa; Arthropoda; Insecta; Diptera; Cecidomyiidae
Product: zinc finger protein 14 homolog
Exons: 2
Biological process (GO): regulation of gene expression
Cellular component (GO): nucleus
Source: RefSeq, a predicted model, not a curated record
AUGGAAAAUAAGAAGAAGCCAUCAGAAGUCGAAACGAACGAAGAUCAUAGCUCUGGUGCUCCAUCGCAAUCGAAUCGUAAGAUGAUGCUUUCGAAACAGAACAGAUUUCAGCCAAUUGGUCCGAACGAAAUCAAAAAAGAAGGCGAUAUCAAGCAAGAGCUAUUGUCUGUCGGAGAAUUGGUCGAGGUCUCAACAUCGAAUUAUCGCAAUGGAAGACAGGUUCCUGGUUUCAACGAGUGCGACGAUGAAUAUGAUUUCGAUGUCUUAAGUUUGGACGAGGCGAAGAUCGAAGAGAAGAAAGAAUCCGACGACAAGGAAAAAGAAGAACCGAAAAGAAAUGCCGACUCUGAAGAAGAAGCUGAAGACGGCCAACAAGAUGAAGUUGAUUUGAUGCUGGCAGAAAAUGACCAAAACGCUUCGGUCCACAACACACCGAAACGAGAUGAUAUUCUCAAAAAUUCACAAAAACAGCAUGAGUGCAAUAUUUGCGGAUAUUCUGCUUCUUAUAAGAGUCUAUUGAAUCGACACAUGCUCAAACACACCGGCGAAAAGCCACACGGAUGUGAUUUAUGUCCAAAGCGCUUCAAGAGCAAGCAACAUCUCCAUAGCCACAUGAAAGUGCAUGUCGAAGAGUUUCUCUUCCAUUGUCCG